Messenger RNA from Bombina bombina (fire-bellied toad), 4266 nucleotides. It is a transcript of the gene DGCR2, whose product is annotated as DiGeorge syndrome critical region gene 2. Gene Ontology annotation, cellular component: membrane. The record is from RefSeq and is a predicted model, not a curated record. Lineage: Eukaryota; Metazoa; Chordata; Amphibia; Anura; Bombinatoridae. Gene Ontology annotation, molecular function: protein binding.
GUUGUGAGGGGAACGUAUGCCGCCAUCUUGUUUCUAGCGAUAGGUGAAACGCAUCGGCUCCCGGUAACGGGAGUAAAACGGUCUGGUUUACAGGAACUUCACUCAGCUGCGGAUUACUACUCAUUUCUGUUAUAUUCAUUCACCCCCAGACGGAGAGUGACAGGUUUUCACGGCUCUGGCGUGAGGAUGAACGGAGGAUAAAUGGUGCCCAAACCGGACAGCGGCACCUUCCUUCUCCUUUUCCUGCUUGUGCUGACGUUGACCGAGCCGCUGCGGCCAGGUCCACGAGUAGUUCUGGCAAGACUGCAAUCAGAACUGCGCUGUACUCCAGGGCAGUUUGCAUGCCACAGUGGUACAAUCCAGUGUAUUCCUUUGCAUUGGCAGUGCGAUGGAUGGCCAACCUGUGAGGAUGAGAGCGAUGAGGUCAACUGUCCAGGGAAAUGUCCAACAGGGUGGCAUCAUUAUGAGGGGACAGCCAGCUGCUACAAGGUGUACUCCAUGGGGGAGAAUUACUGGGAUGCAGUGCAGACCUGUCAAAAAGUCAACGGUUCCUUGGCUACUUUUACCACCGACCAGGAGCUGAAGUUUGUCUUGGCACAGGAAUGGGAUAUGGAGGAGAGACCAUUUGGCAGAAAAGAUCAGAGAAGGCUGUGGGUUGGAUAUCAGUUUGUGAUCACCAGCAGGAAUCAUUCUGUGGAGGGACACUGGGAAGUAGCCUAUAAAGGCUCCUCAGAGGUAUUUUUGCCUCCGGUGCCAAUUUUUGGUACUGCUAUGUCUGAAAAUGAGAAUAUCUUGUGUGCACAGCUACAGUGUUUCCAUCUGCCAUCUCUGCGCCAUAAUGGCCUCCAUAGCUGGUAUGCGGAGAACUGCUAUGAAAAGUCCUCUUUUCUCUGCAAACGAAGUCAGACGUGUGUUGACAUAAAAGACAACAUUGUGGAUGAAGGUUAUAACUUCACUCCAAAAGGAGAUGACCCUUGCUUGAGCUGUACAUGUCACAGUGGUGGUCCAGAAAUGUGUGUAGCUGCUCUAUGUGAAAGACCGCAGGGCUGUCAGCAGUACCGUAAGGAUCCCAAAGAAUGCUGUAAAUUCACCUGCCUGGACCCAGAUGGCAACAGUCUUUUUGACUCCAUGGCAAGUGGUAUGCGUCUUAUUGUAAGCUGUAUUUCCUCCUUCCUCAUACUUUCCCUGCUGCUCUUCAUGGUUCAUCGUCUGCGGCAGAGACGGAGAGAACGUAUAGAAUCUUUAAUUGGAGCCAACUUGCACCAUUUUAACCUUGGACGCAGAAUGCCUGGCUUUGAUUAUGGUCCUGAUGGCUUUGGGACAGGCUUGACACCAUUGCACCUCUCUGAUGAUGGAGAAGGUGGUGCAUUCCAUUUUCAUGAGCCUCCACCCCCUUACACCGCCUAUAAAUACUCCGACAUUCAACACCCUGAUGAUCCUCCUCCUCCGUAUGAAGCGUCUAUCAGCCCUGAUAUAAUUUUGUGCUCAACACCAGAUCAAGGUGUUCAUCAGUCUGCUGCACUGUCCACUGGAACCAGUAGUAAUGCCUCCUCUCCACAAACAACAGAGGAACCCUUGCCACCUGCUGUACCCUCGAUGGCUCAUCCUCAAGGCAAUACAGAACACCACGACAAUGGCAGUCCUUCACUGAUGGUGCCUGCUAAUUCUCGGCAGAGUGAAGCCUACGGCACUGACACUCGGACCGGACCAUCACCUACUAACUGUUCUUUGAACACUGUUGUGUAAAAAUAUUACUUUAAAAAAAAAAAACACACAAAUAAAACAAAAUGAUAGAAAGACGCAGCACAGCUUCUGGAAGCUCACGGAGGAACACAGGAGCAGCAAACUAGUGCCCCUAACAGCCGGCUGUGCCCAAACGCCAGGUUUUAUCGACUGUCCAUUUGACAAACUUCUGGAACUUAUACUUGGUCUGUCGUUUUGUUUUGGGGGUUUUUGGAGAAGAAGAAUCCCAGUAUAUUUCUGGGGUGUAUAGUGAUUAGGCAGGUGAUUUAUUCCCAUUUGGAACGGAGUGAUUUAUCAUGUAAAUAAUACAUUUCAAAAUUCUGCACUUUUUCCAUUCCCCUUAGGUUGAGUGAGUGAGUGUGUUUGUAAGCGAGAUAGAUGUAAGUAGGGGGUAUGUUGUCCUCUAUUCAAGAUUUUUAUACACCGUUUUGGGCUGGUUUUGCUUUUUUUCUCUCCUCCUAUCUGUAGUAAAUACUCGCAAUAAUCAGGCAAGCUCCACAGCAAAGGGGACCUUCACAGAUACUGUACAAUCUCCAGCAUAGUUUAUGGUUCAGAGGUCAAGUUCUCUGUUUCAAAGUUGAUCAUAUUAACAUGCUGCUGCUAGAUCGCUAGUAGUUAUGGAUUCGGAAAACACAAUCUUCACAUUUAUUGUGCAACCUUCAGUAUGUGUGACUAGUGGACUGUUUUGCAUGUGUCUGUCUGCGAAGUGUAGUUAAUUUCUAAAGUUGGGACCAGGAACUGUACAUAUGAUGAUCUUCACCGCCCACAUCUUUCAGGGGCAGAUGGGGAAUUUUCAAUUUCUAAUAAGGUGCCCUGCAUCUAUGAAGUUGCUUUUGCAAUUUCUCAUUUUCAUAUUCUUACUCUGCCUUUAAGUUUAUCUCCUGUUCUUUUCUCAUACACUGUUAUCAUAUCACUGAAUGUUGAACUUUAAUGGUCUUAUGUUCUGUUUUAUACAAGAAAUUUAGUGAAUGAUUUGUGGGUUAGAGGGUUGUUGCUGGUAGUAAUUGUUGAAAGUGCAACAGCUUUUUCAGGAAACUGGAAGAAAUGUGCUGCUUCAUUAUUUGUUUGUUAUUCAACAAUCCUAUUUAAAGGUGCAAGCAAUAACCUCUAAAAUGAAAAAAUAACAUUAAUUUUUCCUUUCACUAAGCUGCUGUUUUAGUAAACUUCCUUUUAACUUGCAUAAUGAAAUAUAAAACAUAGGAAAAACCCUUGAGCAAAACAUGCAAUCCAUGAAAAUGAAACCAAGGUUUCCUAGAGUGAUAAUUAUGGGUAGGCAACAAUACCUUUGUUGGCAGGCAAUAAGGUUUUUAUUUAUUAAAUAGUUGAAAUGUGGUACAGCUCAUUAAUAUCUUAAUUUGUGUUUUGUAGCAGUUUGCACCUUUUAAGAAAACAGUUCGGUAUUUAACUUUAUUUGCUGAAUGAUUGGAAAUGUAUGUGCUAUGAGACCUUUCAGGAGUAAAUCCUGAGUAUGCUUAUCAUGACUGAGUAAUCCAUUUCCCAGCUGCUAGCCUGCUCUGCUUCAAAAUCUGCCAGUAUCCCAUUCAGUCAUAUGUUCAAAUCACGUUAGAUUUGAUAAGUGUUUCCAUUCUAUUCUAUACAGUGUUUCUGGUCCUGUGAUUCUCCAGCCAGUGUUAAUCAAAAUAUAUGUGGUAGACCACUGCAUCAUUUUCCAUAUUAACUUGAUUAAAGAUUAUGCAAGGUUUCUUGGAGAAAGAGUAAUUUUACUUAAAAGAACAGGAUCAGACUGCUGUGUAUGAAAAAAUUGUAAAAUAUCUCUGAUCCAACAACAUACAGUGUAGCAUGCAAAGUAGAUGCAGUAGCUAAGGGGUUACAUUUGAAAGUGUAUUAGUACUAAUACAGCAAUUUGUUAGUUUCAAAUUUAAGUCCCUUGGCAUUUGGUUAGCUUAAUUGCCCUUACUUGAAUAUCCAAUGUAUGCAGCUCUCUUCUCUCAAUAUCUUCAGUGUUAAAGUACUUAUAUCAAGUUGCAAGGUGUAUUUUGAAAUUCAUUUUUAAGUCUAAUUUAAAAAGUUUACACCCCUUUCUUGCUUUCUUUGGGAAAGAAGGAAGUAUCCGCAAUAAGUUUGGUGCCUCCGGCAAGUAAUGGGGUUAAAUAAUGCAGGUUUCCAAGGAGGUCCUACACAAGGCUAUUCUUGCUCUACUCAUCCUCGGUUUCUGUGACUCAUUUUUACCUGUGGCAGUGUGUAAAUAAUUUUGGUAUACCAAGACUUGGAAUAUAAUGCGGUUUCUUUCAGCCCCUGUGACAAAAAUUACUUUCAUUUUUAACGUCAUUUGACACUAAAAUCAACUGGUUUACUUUUCCUCAUGCUACUGUGAGAAUCAUUUCAUUCAGAUGCCAAAAUAAACAUAUUCUAGAAGGUAUUUUGUCUGUGUUCUAUGUAUAUGAUGCAAGAUAAUUUUUCCAAGAAUGCUAUAUGCUAAACCGUUAUUCAUGUACCCCUGGAGUACAGUUUUGUGGAGCAAAUUUCACACUUAUUGUAAUAAAUGUAAUAGGUUUUAAACAA